Molecule: messenger RNA, 825 nt
Organism: Amaranthus tricolor (Joseph's coat)
Lineage: Eukaryota; Viridiplantae; Streptophyta; Magnoliopsida; Caryophyllales; Amaranthaceae
Product: putative expansin-A30
Exons: 4
Coding region: 1-825 (274 amino acids)
Biological process (GO): plant-type cell wall organization
Cellular component (GO): extracellular region
Source: RefSeq, a predicted model, not a curated record
AUGUCAAGUCAUUUUCAGGGAUCAUGGCGAUUUAGCAUUAAUUACUCAUUAGGAGUAUUUGUGUUAUUAGGAAUGGUAUUAUUGUCGGAUGGAUAUGGUCCUUGUAACUUCAAGCCUACUCAAUGGAGCCUCGCUCAUGCCACUUUCUAUGGUGAUGAAACUGCAUCCGCCACAAUAGGAGGAGCAUGUGGAUAUGGUGAUUUAUUCAAAAAUGGGUAUGGCAAAGAAACAGCAGCAAUAAGCCCGGUGUUAUUCAUGAAUGGAAAAGGAUGUGGAGGUUGUUAUCAACUUAUGUGUGUUGAUUCUAAAUGGUGUAUUACUAAGGGUGGUGGUUAUGGCGGCUAUGGUGGAGGAUCAACCUCCGUCAUAGUCACCGCCACAAAUCUGUCACCACCAAGUUGGCUAAAACCUAGCAAGGGAUACACACCAGGCGUACAUUUUGAUUUAUCUGUGCCCGCAUUUAAAAAAAUUGCAAUUUCACAAGGUGGCAUCAUUCCCAUCAAAUAUCGUAGGGUUCCAUGUGUAAGGAAGGGAGGCAUAACCUUUACUUUACAAGGGAACAAUUAUUGGCUACUAGCAUUUCCUAUGAACGUUGGAGGAGCUGGGGACAUAGCCCAAAUGUGGGUUAAAGGUUGUCGAACAGGUUGGAUAAGCAUGACCCAAAAUUGGGGAACUGCUUACCAAGCCUUUGCUCAAUUAGGAGGCCAAUCUCUCUCUUUCAAACUUCAAUCUUACUCUGAUCGAGAAAUUAUUAUUGCAUACAAUGUCAUCCCACCAUAUUGGAGAGUGGGCAUGACUUAUCAAGCCAAAGUCAACUUCCAUUGA